AUGCUCGUGGAUUCUCCGGCCGAGUUUGCCGCUAAAAGAUACGACUUCGUUAUUGUUGGAGGCGGAACUGCGGGUUUGACAUUAGCUGCUCGCCUCACUGAAGACCCCAAAAUUACAGUUGGCGUCAUUGAAGCUGGGCAGAAUCGUCUUGCUGAUCCAAAUAUAUUAAUUCCUGGCUGUAAGAUGUCAGAAAUUCACCAAUACGACUGGGGGUUCAAAACAACUGCUCAAAAGUACAUGAAUGGCCGUGUCGUUUCGCAACCACGUGGAAAAGUGUUGGGAGGAUCUAGCGCGAUAAAUGGAAUGAUGUGCACCUACUCUUCGAAAGAAGAUAUUGAUAGCUGGGAAAAGCUGGGCAAUCCUGGCUGGUCUCAUGAAGAUUUAGCUCCUUACUACAAGAAAUUCGCAACCUUCACGGAGCCAUCGAAGAAGACUGCUGAAUUCUACCAUAUUGAUAAUAAAGUUAUCGACAAGGAACUACAUAAUGCCAAUGGCCCAGUCCGGACAGCUUUUACUAACAGCAAAAGGGUUGGGGGAAACGCCUGGGUCAAGACAUUUGACAAGCUUGGUUUGAAAAUGAAAGAAGAUUCUCAGUCAGGCCACGGCAAUGGAGGUUAUAGCAAUCUAAUAACUAUUGACCCCGCUUCAGGCACCAGAAGUUACGCAGGAACUGCAUACUACCAACCCAACGUUAAUCGACCCAACCUCACAGUUCUCACAGAAGCACAAGUUAACAAGAUUACGUUGAAUCGUCACGAUGGUGAGAUCUUUGCGAGCGGCGUUGAUUUUACUUCGUUUGGUUUCAAGUACCAUGUUAAAGCAGAACACGAAGUUCUGCUUUGUGCCGGGAGCCUUCAAAGUCCUCAAAUUUUAGAGCUAUCUGGCAUCGGUUCAAGAAAUGUUCUUGAACCACUCGGAAUAAAAGUGGUGGUCGAGAACGCAAACGUCGGGGAGAAUUUGCAAGACCAUGGAAUAGUGCCCUUGUCUUUCCAGGCCGCGGAAGGUGCGACAACUUUUGACAGUUUUAGCAUAGCUGGCGUCGAAGCAGCCGCAACGACAGAAUUCUACGCCAGUCAGACAGGUCUCUUGAGCUCUCUCAUCGACAGUAAUGCGAAUCUCUCCUAUCAGCAAGUCGACCAAAGAACAGGCCAUGUAUCCUCAACGCCAAUCUCCGAACUUAUACAAGUGGCUGUAUUGAAAGCACCUCCUAUCUUACAGAAGCAGUAUAAGUUGUUGGGCGAGGCGCUCCUGAACCCAAAAGACAGCGCAUUCCAAAUGAUGUAUAUCCCACUCGGGAUACAGAAAGGUUUCGAUAACGGAGGAGGAACUUUAAGUCCGGGAAAUUUCAUCACUCUCUACGUCUCUGUUUCUCGACCAUACUCUCGCGGAAGCGUACACAUUACCUCCAAGGACCCCACUGUUCCUCCCAUAAUUGACCCGAAUUACCUAUCUCACCCUCUGGACGUCGAGCUUUUCAGCGAUGGUGUCCUUUUCCUGCAAUACCUCGCCACCAAAGAGCCAUUUGCAUCUCUUCUGAAAGACGGAGGGAAGGCCUUCCACCCUGGGUUUGAGCACCUCACGAAAGCAACUGCCGGCGAAUUCUGCAGAGAAUCGUUGACCUCUGAAUAUGAUCCUCUUGGCACCUGUUCAAUGAUGCCAGAAGAAGAAGGUGGUGUGGUAGACCUGAAACUCAAGGUCUAUGGGGUGGCGAAUCUGCGGGUCAUUGAUGCGAGUAUCUUCCCACUAGGGAUCAGGAAUAAUCUGCAGAGUUCUGUCUAUGCGGUUGCCGAAAAGGCGGCUGAUAUUAUUAGGAAUGAUUGGAAGGAGAGCAAGGGUGUUAAGAUUGGGCGUAAGAGGGAGGCAUCACCAACGGUGAAGAAGAGUGGAAAGAGGGCUAGGAAGUCCUAG
Molecule: messenger RNA, 1908 nt
Organism: Hyaloscypha bicolor E
Lineage: Eukaryota; Fungi; Ascomycota; Leotiomycetes; Helotiales; Hyaloscyphaceae
Product: GMC oxidoreductase
Exons: 5
Coding region: 1-1908 (635 amino acids)
Molecular function (GO): oxidoreductase activity, acting on CH-OH group of donors; flavin adenine dinucleotide binding
Source: RefSeq, a predicted model, not a curated record